AUGAACGCAGAGACCUGCGUUGCACACAACGACGUGACAUCCAUGGAUUCGUAUUUUAGCCCAGGUCGGGAUCAUCAGACGCACUUGCGGACAUUUCCAGGCACCGACGCCAAAUUCAGCCCCUUCCUGAGCACCAAAGGUCAGGCUUACGGAGAGAGGUCCCGGAGCCCCUUCCAGCAGGAGUGCCAGUCAUUGGAUGCAGCUGCGGGGCAAGGCUCUUUCAGCAAAUACCACCUCUUUACGCACAGGUCUGCGCGCAAAACGCCCCCGGAGGAGGACAAACUGCAGCAGGACGGAGGACACGACGGAGCGCACAUCCCGUGCUAUGGUGAGUGGGUACAAAAAGAAGCCAAAUGGAGAAAGAGGGAACGCUUCGGUCAGAUGCAGCAGGUCCGAACACAUUUCACGACUGCGUACGAGCUGCCGCUCCUGACGCGUCCUGAGAACUAUGCACAGAUCCAGAACCCCUCCUGGAUCGGCGGCAGCAGUGCAGCGUCUCCUGUUCCAGGCUGUGUGGUGCCUUGUGACACAAUGACUCCCUGUAUGACCCCUCACCCCCACUCCGCCAGCGGCGUCUCUGACUUCUUGGGCGUUCCGAGUCCCGGGGGUCACGUUGGACAGCCCCACAUGGGCAGCCUGUUCGGAGGGUCUCCUGGCAUGGCCGGGGGCAUCAACACGUACGACCUCAACAUGGACCCUGACCGCAAGUCGUCCAGCAUCGCAGCUUUGCGCAUGAAAGCCAAGGAGCACAGCGCUGCCAUUUCUUGGGCAACAUGAUGUGCUGCAUGUUGGAUGGGGGAACCUCGUGGAGACCCAACGAGGAUGGAGGGGCACUAAAAUCAAAAACUGCACAGGAAACAGUGACUACCAUCAAAAAGGAUGCAAUGAAACGAGCAGGCAAUAAGAUGUUGCAAAGAACGUGAUGCCAUAUUUCAGUGCCUGUUGGAAAUAAAUAACUAUGAAGGCAAAAUGAAGACAA
Messenger RNA from Nematolebias whitei (Rio pearlfish), 979 nucleotides. It is a transcript of the gene alx4a, whose product is annotated as ALX homeobox 4a. Lineage: Eukaryota; Metazoa; Chordata; Actinopteri; Cyprinodontiformes; Rivulidae. The transcript has 3 exons. The record is from RefSeq and is a predicted model, not a curated record. Gene Ontology annotation, biological process: regulation of transcription by RNA polymerase II. The coding region runs from base 1 to 777 and encodes 258 amino acids. Gene Ontology annotation, molecular function: DNA-binding transcription activator activity, RNA polymerase II-specific; RNA polymerase II transcription regulatory region sequence-specific DNA binding.